AUGGGUACUGAAAGUCAAGGGGACGAUUGGGAUUAUCCUUGCUCAGAUGACGAGAUAUUAUCUAGUGGCAUAGUGAUUGGGAAAAGUUGGAUGCCAGAUCCCACUGAGCUAGAAGAACUAUACAAAACAAUUGAAAUUAACGAAACAAUUAGCCUAGAAUGGAAAUGUCCAGGCCGACGUGCCCUUUCUCCAGUUCCAGUGAGUAAUGAAAAUCAGCCAAAAACAAUGGAAGUUUCGCCAGUGAGAGAAGAGAAGUCUGAUUUUGAUUUCAUGGAUGAAAUGGGUUCUCUGCAUUUACGUGUUCGGCGUGAAGGAGAAGACACUUUGCGUGGUUCAGCAAAGAAGAAAACAACUUCGUUUAAUGGCAUUCUGUCUAAUAUGAUUAGACACAAGAGGAUUGAACAGUUGGAAAAACAAGCUAAUACACCAACAAGUUCUUCUAAUUGA
Messenger RNA from Pieris macdunnoughi, 447 nucleotides. The record is from the annotation of a GenBank genome assembly. NCBI's taxonomy places the organism in Eukaryota, Metazoa, Arthropoda, Insecta, Lepidoptera, Pieridae.